Tripterygium wilfordii is the source of this 850-nucleotide messenger RNA. Its product is annotated as light-harvesting complex-like protein OHP2, chloroplastic. NCBI's taxonomy places the organism in Eukaryota, Viridiplantae, Streptophyta, Magnoliopsida, Celastrales, Celastraceae. The transcript has 2 exons. The coding region runs from base 167 to 703 and encodes 178 amino acids. The record is from RefSeq and is a predicted model, not a curated record. Gene Ontology annotation, cellular component: chloroplast thylakoid membrane.
AAGCAACUUGUGAAAGGAAAAGCCACUCUGUUUUGAAGAAACUUGGCCACGUCUUAUCCACACAGUUUUCUUCUUUUCUCUGUUCCUGAUAAAUACCCCAUAAUCCAAAACCAAAGAAUUUCAAUUUCCCAUAGACUCAGACAGAGAGGACACUGUGAGCAAAAAAAUGUCAGUGGCUUCACCAAUUCCCUGCAUUAAGACCCCCAAUCGGACAUCAUCGACACCAACCACCACCACCACCACCUCUUCAUCAUUCUCUUCUUCUUCUUUCAGAUUCUCUACAUCAAAGUCUUAUAUUCUCACAAUUAGGAGCUCUCAAACUGAGGGUCCUAUGAGGAGACCUGCACCUCCUUCUCUCAGAGAACCCUCUGCGCCCUCUCUUUUGAAGCCCACUCCCCCCUCUUCUCCGGUGGUGCCACCUCCUCGGCCUGCUCCAGUGGCGCUGGAGGAUGCGAGGGUGAUUACUAUGGAAUUUCAGAGGCAGAAGGCCAAGGAGCUACAAGAUUAUUUUAAGCAGAAGAAACUCGAGGAGGCAGAUCAGGGUCCGUUCUUCGGCUUCAUUGGCAAGAACGAGAUUGCCAAUGGAAGAUGGGCUAUGUUUGGUUUUGCUGUGGGAAUGCUAACAGAGUAUGCAACAGGCUCGGACUUUGUCGAUCAAGUAAAGAUCCUCCUUUCCAAUUUCGGCAUACUAGACCUCGAAUGAGCAUCUUGUAUGAUCCUCAAUUCAUGAGUACUUUCUGAAGAAAUUGUAAUACUUGUUCAUCUACAGCUUCUUUUGUAAUUUGUUUGAAUUUCACUCUGCUUGAGCAAUUGCUUGUCGCAUAUCAUAUUGUCUUGGCUCGUUUGAUUU